GAUCUAGUUCAGGAUCAAAAUUAAAAGUUCCUGAGCUGAGCAUAAAUGGCAUACAGCACGUUGUUCAAGCAGGCCAGACUUUAAAUCUCACCUGCAGGGGGGAAAUGGUUCAUUCAUGGUCUUUGCCUGAAACUCUAAGUAAGGAUAGCAAAAGGCUGAAAGUAAUUAAAUAUGCCUGUGGAAGGAAUGGGAAGCAGUCCUGCAGCAGUCUGACCUUGAGCAGAACUCAAGCAAGUGACACUGGAAACUAUAGCUGCAAAUACCCAACAAGUCCAGCGAAAAAGAAGAAGGAAUCUACAGUCUAUGUAUUUAUUAACGAUACAGGCAAUCCAUUUGUAGAGAUGCACAGUGAUAUACCUAAAAUAAUACAUAUGACUGUGGGAAGAGAAAUGAUCAUUCCAUGCAGAGUCACAGCACCAAACAUUGCUGUUACUUUAAAAAAGAUUCCACGAGAAACCCUAAUUCCUGAUGGCAAGACAGUAAUCUGGGACAGCAUGAAAGGCUUCAGAAUACCUAAGGCAACCUACAAAUUCAUAGGGCUCCUAAGCUGUGAGACAACCGUCGGUGGACACAAGUAUAGCACAAAGUACUUAACGCACCGAGAAACCAACACAAUUUUUGAUGUUCAGUUAAGCACCCCACGUCUUGUCAAGUUGCUGAAAGGAGACAGCCUGGCAAUUAACUGCACUGUCACCGCAGCCUGGAACACCAGAGUGCAGAUGACGUGGACUUAUCCUGGAGAGGCAAGGAAGAGAGGUUCUGUAACACAGCGCAUUGACCAGAAGAAUACAGAAGCCAACAUUUUUUACAGUAUCCUUGUUGUUGACAAAGUGCGUGAUAUUGAUAAAGGCCAGUAUACCUGCCAUGUGAAGAGCGGGCCAUCAAUCAAAGCUGUUAACACAACGGUCAUUGUUUAUGAUAAAAUGUUCAUUAAUUUGAAACGUCGAAGAAAAACUGCGCUGGAGGCUGUCGCUGGAAGAAAAUCCUAUCGUUUGUCAAUGAAAGUGAAGGCGUUUCCCUCUCCAGAGGUUAUAUGGCUAAAAGAUGGUCUACCUGCUGCUGAAAAGUGUGCCCGGUACAUGGUUAAAGACUAUUCGUUAAUCGUCAAGGAUGUUGCUGAGGAAGAUGCUGGAAACUACACUAUAAUACUGAGCAUACGGCAGUGGAACUUGUCUAAGAAUCUUACAGUCACUCUUACAGUAAAUGUGAAACCCCAGAUAUAUGAAAAUGCUGUGUCUUCAUUCCCUGAUCCCAAUCUGUAUUUACUGAACAGCAAACAAGUGCUGACAUGCACUGUGUAUGGUAUUCCUCAGCCUAAAAUUAUGUGGAUGUGGUAUCCCUGUAGACAAAACCUUUCUAAAACAAG
Molecule: messenger RNA, 1366 nt
Organism: Fulmarus glacialis (Northern fulmar)
Lineage: Eukaryota; Metazoa; Chordata; Aves; Procellariiformes; Procellariidae
Product: vascular endothelial growth factor receptor 1-like
Exons: 9
Biological process (GO): protein phosphorylation; vascular endothelial growth factor receptor signaling pathway
Cellular component (GO): plasma membrane
Molecular function (GO): ATP binding; vascular endothelial growth factor receptor activity
Source: RefSeq, a predicted model, not a curated record